Messenger RNA from Bufo bufo (common toad), 4211 nucleotides. RefSeq names its product spermatogenesis associated 5 (gene AFG2A). NCBI's taxonomy places the organism in Eukaryota, Metazoa, Chordata, Amphibia, Anura, Bufonidae. The record is from RefSeq and is a predicted model, not a curated record. Bases 57 to 2663 code for a protein of 868 amino acids. Gene Ontology annotation, molecular function: ATP hydrolysis activity; ATP binding. Gene Ontology annotation, cellular component: cytoplasm. The transcript is spliced from 16 exons.
CCGUGCUGUGCAUGGAGUUUAGACACUGCCGAAGUUGUUGCUGAGCACGCUGCGGCAUGUCUGCGAGCAAGAAGAAGAGCAGAGGGAAGCCCGGCUCCUUGAGCGCUUCUCCGGGGCCCGCCGCUGCCGGCAGCCAGCCCUCUCUGUUUAACGUUACCGACUUCUUAGAGAAAGAGGAGGACAAGGUGCCGAACGCUUACAGAUGCUCCUUUCUACAGCUUGGAAUCAGCAGCAUGAGGUCAGCGGGUCUGUGCAUCGGACGGCCUGCUCUACUCACCAGCGCAGAAGGCAGGCAGGAGGUGUGCACUGCAUGGCCAGUCAGUGGCUUUCCUUCUGGAAAGGUUGGGAUAGCUUCCACUGCUCAGAAGACUCUCAAGGUGAAGCCGGGUGAUUCCCUUCACAUUCAGCCUGUGACCGGACAUGUGUUACAAGCAGAAGAGUUAGAAGUCACACUUAGGGAGAAGGAUGCCAGUACUGUCAAUGUUGAAGAGCUGUCUUCUUUUCUGCUGAGGGUCAUGGAUGGGAAAAUAGUUUUACCUGGAAACCUCCUAAACCUGAGUUUCUACGGAAGAUCUUGCAGCUUGCAAGUGGCCAGCAUAAAAGGACCUGAUGGUGGUGUGCAAGGACCAUGCGACAGUAACACACACGAAUCCACUGUUGACCACAGCAGUGUGGACUCUAGCAGUUUGGACUUGUCAUUACAGCUCAGCUCACUAGAUAUUGAGGACCGGCAGGAUAUGGCUGUUACUAGUACACCAAGCAAAGCUGGGGAAAGCAAGUCUCCCCUUCCUUCUUCAUAUUCCGAGGCUCUAAUGGAAGAUCAGAGCAUAGGAGAGCCUUACCAAGAGACUCCUCAGAGUCCCCUCUGUGUCAUAUCUGGUACCAGUGAUGACCGUGCUGGAGUGUCUCCACAUAGGAAAGCUGGACUUAGAUGCAAUACAGAUAUGUUUUAUUAUAUUUCUCCUCUAACUCGAGUCAAAUGUAAAAGUCCAAAAGUAGUUUCAGAAACAGAAGAUGGUUCAAAGAACAAAAUUACUUAUGAUAUGAUUGGUGGUUUACAGAGCCAACUGGAAGAAAUCAGGGAAACAAUAGAGCUGCCACUGAAGCAGCCGGAACUGUUUAAGACCUAUGGAAUUCCUCCUCCGCGUGGAGUAUUACUGUAUGGGCCUCCCGGGACUGGCAAAACCCUGAUAGCUCGGGCAAUUGCUAAUGAAGUUGGUGCUCAUGUUUCAGUUAUCAAUGGUCCGGAAAUAAUGAGCAAAUUUUACGGAGAGUCGGAAGGCAGGCUGCGUCAAAUAUUUGCUGAAGCAUCACAACGUCUGCCUUCCAUUAUAUUCAUCGAUGAACUUGAUGCACUUUGCCCCAAAAGAGAAGGGGCGCAGAGUGAAGUGGAGAAAAGGGUGGUCGCAUCAUUACUCACACUUAUGGAUGGCAUAGGCUCGGAAGAAAGUCAGGGCCAGCUGCUGGUUCUGGGUGCAACCAAUCGUCCUCAUUCAUUGGACCCUGCAUUACGUCGCCCAGGACGAUUUGACAAAGAAAUAGAAAUUGGUAUUCCCAAUGCUCAGGGGCGCCUGGACAUUCUCCGACGUAUACUCGUCAAAGUCCCACAUCAGCUGAACGAAGAGGAACUUACAGAUUUAGCCAGCAGUGCCCAUGGCUAUGUGGGUGCAGACUUAGCAGCUCUGUGCAAAGAAGCAGGUUUGAAAGCUCUGAGGAGAAAACUAGAAGAGAUGUGCAACCCAUCCGACAUUGAAGUGGCUGGCUCAGUGGUAAUCACUCUGAAUGAUUUCCUGCAGGCGAUGAAUGAUGUCAGGCCUAGUGCCAUGCGGGAGGUGGCCGUGGAUGUGCCUAAUGUAUCAUGGUCUGACAUUGGAGGGUUGGAAAAUGUUAAGCUUAAACUGAAGCAGGCGGUAGAAUGGCCAUUAAAGCACCCUGACGCCUUUACUAGAAUGGGAAUACAGCCACCAAAGGGAGUAUUGCUUUAUGGACCCCCAGGCUGCUCCAAAACCAUGAUUGCAAAGGCUUUAGCAACCGAAAGUGGACUGAAUUUCCUGACGGUGAAGGGUCCAGAACUGAUGAAUAAAUAUGUUGGUGAAUCAGAAAGGGCGGUUCGCGAGAUAUUCAGGAAAGCAAGAGCAGUUUCUCCAGCCAUUCUCUUCUUUGAUGAAAUAGAUGCUUUGGCUGUUGAGAGAGGAAGCUCUGGAGCUGGGAAUGUAACGGACCGGGUUAUAGCUCAACUUUUGACAGAAAUGGAUGGAAUAGAACAACUGAAGGAUGUGGUGAUAUUGGCAGCUACAAAUCGCCCUGAUUUAAUAGACAAGGCUCUCAUGCGUCCAGGACGUAUUGACAGAAUCAUUUUUGUGCCAUUGCCGGAUGCUGCCACCCGCCGGGAAAUCUUUAGACUCCGUUUCCAGAGUAUGCCUAUUGAUCAGGAGGUCAAUUUAGAUCAUCUUGUGUUACAAACUGAGAAGUAUUCAGGAGCAGAGAUCACUGCUCUUUGUCGAGAGGCCGCAUUAUUGGCUUUGCAGGAGGAUAUACAUGCUAAUUGUAUUACGGGAAAGCAUUUUGAUCAAGCUUUGACCAUCGUGACACCAAGAAUUCCCGACUCCCUUCUCCAGUUUUACGAGACUUACCAUCGGAAAAGUGGACAGCAUAAUUUAUAAGUUGCCUUUUGUAUGUGGAAAGCGUAUUAAACUGUCGUGUCGUCAGCAUUCUGGAAGUAAACGGCUAAUAACAGAUCAGCGGCUUGUGAAAAUGUUACCUAAUGAAACCCAAUCUGACAUGUCAUAUAGCAAAAUGCUCAUGAAGCUAAAUCCAUACACAGUACAUUCAUCUGCCAGAGGAGCUGCUGAAAUGUUACCUCAGGAGGUGAAUUUCAAGAUGGGUGAUGAGAGAACGCGCUUGACAGACAGUGAAGGAUAGCACAUUCCUAAAGUACAGACGCUUAAUGAAUACGAGCCAGAAACGGGAAGGAAGUGUUAUCUCUAAGGUAGUCUGUUCGAAGGAAAAUUUAGUUAUAUCAUGUUAGAGACUAAAAAAAGCGCAUUUCCUCCAGGGCAAAUUCUGACCUGAUUUUUAGUUUUGUUGUUUUUUUGCUAUUUCUACAUACUACUUGCUCAGAGAAGAGAAGCUCCUGAAAAGUUGGAAAAUUUAGUGAAAGCAUUACAAUCCUAACAUGCACUUACAAUACAGCUAUGUGAAUUCAGCCUAGGGCGUGAUGCUCACAGCAGAGCCACUCAUAUGGAAUCUGAUGGUGGUCUCUACGAAAAGCACUGCUGCAGUGGAAGACCGUAUCCUGUAGUCUGAUCCAACGGGCUGUUCCAGCAUAAAUGCCGGCUGUCGGCCGGACAAAAACCGCUGUGGUAUUUGACCAGCCCAAACCCUGCAUUUAUGAUGGAAAAGCGGCCAAAUCACCGUCAGAUCCCAUUAUGGUCCAUGGGGAUCUAGCGGUACAUGGUCGUAUCUGGCAAUGCCGGAUAGCGUGAGCUUCGGUAGCCUCAUCCUCAGCUGGAUCAGGCCACCAGAAUUCAAACGUAACCUUUGAACAGGGGCUAAUACAGUGCCAUACAGCGUAUCAUAUGGCAAUACACAGAGAAUACAUAUUCCAGCCGUAUUAGGGGAGGAGAAGAUAAGGCUGGGUUCUCAUGUGACUGAAAAUCUAUCAGAAAAAUCUGCUCCGGUUUUUGCCGUGUUUCCUCACCAAAAACCGUAUGUUACAUGAAGUCUUUGCAGGGGACUUCACCUUCUCCCUUUCUAAGGGUGAAACCCGCAGCAUAAAUUGAUUUCAAAUCCACACCUAAGGUCGAGUAGGCUGCAGUUUUUGGAUGUGAAUUCAGAAAUUCUCAUCUAUUUGCUGGUACUGUACAACACCUUCACAAAUCUGCAACAGAUCCCGCCUAUGUUAUAACAGCCUGCCUCUGCUUUGCCAUAUUACAGUCCGCCAUAAAAGAUGACUGAUAGAUUUUCAGAACAACUGCUGGGAAUUCAUUUGUAAAGAUCAAUUCCAACAGAAAUAGAUUAGGAAAUCUUUAUUUAUUUCCCGGAUAUAAUUGUGUAGGUUUAGUUUCUAGUUUCAGCAUAUAACAUGUGCACAUGGCUGUUGCAGGCUACAACGCGAAUCUGAUCGGUUGCUAUCAGUGUUGAGCGAAUCGAAGUCCACAAAGUGAUCCGAAUUUCAGGGAAAGUUUGAUUUGCCGCAAAUCCGAAUUUCC